AUGGAUUAUUAUAAGACACUCAUUCAUCAUCAAGAAGCUGCUAAAAAUAACGAGGAUGGUAAAAAAUUAGUAUAUCUCAAUAAAGCUGAAAGAGUUAAAAUAGUACGAAACACUUAUCAACUAUGUGGAAUUAGUGUUAGACAAAAUAAACAUUGGGCACCUGCCAACUAG
Dentiscutata erythropus is the source of this 171-nucleotide messenger RNA. Lineage: Eukaryota; Fungi; Glomeromycota; Glomeromycetes; Diversisporales; Gigasporaceae. The record is from the annotation of a GenBank genome assembly.